AUGAGCAAUACCAAGCCGCGCAAGCCCAAGAACCCCGAGGCGCCGACAAGGUAUCUCUACGUGGCCAACUGCACGGUCGGCGGCGACCACGGCGUUGGCGAAGGUGCAAUCCUCUCGUGCUUUGGCGCCUAUGGGACGCUCUGCGACCUCGUCUCGGAGGACGCCAAGGGCUACCUCUUGGUGACGUUUGCGACGGUCGAGGCAGCGGUCGCGGCGCGCUCCGCACUGCAAGGCACGUCGCCAGCCGCGCUUGGCGGCCGGAAGCUCUUUGUCCAGUUUGCCGCCGAAGCACCGCCCGCUGGAUCUGGAUCGUUGCUUUCGUGCCCAAGCACAACCGCGCACGUCGUGGUGCCUGGGCUCUCAAUCAUCGACGACUUCAUCUCGGCCGACGAAGAAGCUUCGCUGCUGUCUACCAUCGAUGGGAUGGCAUGGGAAGACAGCAUCCAGCGGCGCGUACAGCACUAUGGCUACGCCUUUCGCUACGACACGCGUGACGUGGACGCGUCCCAACCCCUUGGGCCACUGCCGCCUUUCUGCGCUGACACCGCAGCCAAUAUGCAUUGCCUCCGUCCGGAUUUGCAGCUGCCCGACCAAAUCACGAUCAACGAGUACCUCCCGGGCCAAGGCAUUGCGCCGCACGUCGACACUGCCGACGUCUUUACCGAGUACAUUGCGUCGCUCUCGCUUGGCAGCGAUAUUGUCAUGGAUUUUCGCCUCGUCUCGGAUCCCUCGGUGCUCAAGCACGUCGUGCUGAAGCGCAGGUCGCUCUGCCUAAUGGUUGGCGAGGCGCGCUACCUCUGGAAGCACGGAAUCGCAUACCGCAAGCACGAUCUCAUUGGCGGUGCCGUCGCCACCCGAUCGCGGCGCGUGUCGCUGACCUUGCGCAAGAUUCUGGACGAGCGCGAUGUGAGUCGCGUGCAGCAGACAAGCGUGCAGCGACCGACCGAUCUGGAGAAGGAGCACGUGCACGGUGUGUACGACAGCAUCGCGUCGCACUUUAGCCACACGCGGCACCACCCGUGGCCGCUUGUCACGGACUUUUUGAACCGACUGCCCGACGGCGCGCUGGUUGCCGACAUUGGCUGCGGCAAUGGCAAGUACUUGGGCGUGAACCCAAAGGUGAUGAUGAUUGGGUCCGACCGCAGCAUGCCCUUGCUGAGCGUCUGUUCCGAGCGGACCCACGAAGUCUUUGGCAGCGACGGCCUCAGCGUGCCUCUCCGCACGGGUGUGUUCGACGCGGCCAUUUGCAUUGCUGUGCUCCACCACAUGUCGACGAUCGAGCACCGCCUGCAGAUUUUGAGGGAGCUCGCGCGGCUCGUGCGCGUGGGUAGCGAGAUCUACGUGGUGGCAUGGGCGUUUGAACAAGACGCGCUCUCGAAGCGCAAGUUCGCGAGCCAGGACGUCAUGGUCGAGUGGAAGCUGCAGCAAAAGUACAUUGACCCGCGCGAGCCGCUGCCCGCCCAUGUGCAGCUCGACGACGCGAAAAAGUGGGCUGUCUAUAAGCGCUACUGCCACGUGUACCGCGACUUGGAGCUCGAGCUCCUCGUGCGCCAAGUGCCCGGCCUCGUCGUCACCAACGUCGAGAUGAUGCGCUCGAAUUGGUGCGUGACGAUCGAGCGCGUCUAGUGUGCCACUUUGCAUCACCGCUUGAUACGAACUUGAUACUUGUUCGGAUCACCCUA
This is a messenger RNA of Saprolegnia parasitica CBS 223.65, 1682 nucleotides long. RefSeq lists its product as hypothetical. NCBI's taxonomy places the organism in Eukaryota, Oomycota, Saprolegniomycetes, Saprolegniales, Saprolegniaceae. The transcript has 7 exons. The record is from RefSeq and is a predicted model, not a curated record. Gene Ontology annotation, molecular function: S-adenosylmethionine-dependent methyltransferase activity; RNA binding. The coding region runs from base 1 to 1626 and encodes 541 amino acids.